Lachancea meyersii CBS 8951 is the source of this 1842-nucleotide messenger RNA. NCBI's taxonomy places the organism in Eukaryota, Fungi, Ascomycota, Saccharomycetes, Saccharomycetales, Saccharomycetaceae. The record is from the annotation of a GenBank genome assembly.
AUGCCGCUUAAACAUUUGCCCAUCCAACCCAGCAUCGUAUCGAUCGCUCCAAGUCCGCAUCCGGGCUCUACACGCGAGGGACGCAAGCCCGGUGGCCACGGACUCGUGAUCCGCACUUCGCGGCAGUGGGUACUGCCCCCACGUCCCAAACCAGGUCGCAAACCGUGUCUUAGCGCCCUUUCAGGCCGCCAUGCUGCGUCUGGCGACGCCGGGAAACCGGUCAAGCCGCAGCAAACAACCCAGCACACGACUCAACAAACGAAUCAGCACUCUCAACCAUCUCAACAGCGCACUUCUGCUUCGGUGAUACCGGAGAAACAAUCUGCACCCCGUAAAACGACAGCAGCAGCAACAGCAGCAGCAGUAGCACCUGUAGCUGCUGCUGGCGAUGAGCGCUCCAUGAAAUUGGAAAAAGAUCAUAUCGCAGCAGCACCAUCGCCAACAGAAACGAUCACUGCAACGCCCAGCGUCGUUGAAGCACCUGUUUCUGCCUCUGCCUCUGCCUCUGCUGCUGCUUCUAUUGCUGUUACGGCGACCAAAAAUUUCCCGGUUUCUGCCCCCCAGGAAUCUUCCUCUGCCGUAGCACCAGUCCCGGAAGUGUCUGUUUCUUUGCAACAGAUGGUUCCCGAGGACAAAGCUGUGUUUCGCCGAACAUCGUCGUCAGCGCCCUCAGUAGCUCCCACGACUGUCAAAACGACAACAAACCCAGUACAACCGCUUUCAUCAGCCACUUGCGCGCCGACUCUUAAAAAACUCACCAAAACUGCAUUGAAGAAGGAAAUUCAACACUUGAAGCUUGAAAACUUCAAACUCAAACAAGAAAUGGGACAUUUAGUGGGUAGUCUGCAGGAUUUGAAACAAAAAUUCUCGCUUUUCAACAAUGCGUCUUCUGCUGUCGCUCCCACCAGUUUGCAUCUGAGUUCCACCAAGAAGAGGCCUUUUCUGGACUCAAUGGAACAAAAAACCUGUUCCGAUAAUACCGAUAGUUUCUUGAAAUUCGAGGAUGAUAACGCCGAAGAUGAAGAUGCUUCAAACGCAAUUAUAUCUUCCGCACACAUGAGGCCAACCAUGUCUUUCUCAUCUCAAUACAGUUCCAGGACCACUCUUACCGAUGAUGAAGACCCCGGGUUCUCCUCAUCUACUCCCAGCUCACUGUUUUCUGCUGAGUUGCAAAGAUCAGUCACUAACAGCAGCCAUGUGAGCUCCCAACCGUACCACCACCACCUCCAAUCCCUUCAAAACUCUAGCGGGACUCCUAGCUAUUCCCCGCUUCAUCACGGUAGCAGCAGUCCAUCUAGCAUGAUAUCUACGAAAGCAACGCUUUCAUCUCUCAACAGCAUCAAGUUCGUGGACGAUUACGAGCACCAAGACUUCUACAGUAAACAUCGUCAAAUGUUCGACAACGGCAUAGCUCCAAAUCUACCCAGCAAUUCAAUUGUCUCGCCAUCUACCUCUAAUCAACCGGGAGACUUUCAUCUCGAUGCCAUCAAGGAAGAAGAUAUGGAUUUUAGACUUGAACAUGAUUUUGGCAAUGAAGACGUGAGCAUUCUCAAUUUUCUAGAAAAUCACAGCUCCAGGUUUGACAACACAACAGCUACCACUGCAGUGACAAACACAAUUCCAAGAUGGUUGGUGAAAGAUGAAGAAGCGCUCGGGUCUGAUAUGGAUGGUUUUCAAAGUUACAGUACAGAGCCGGAGUUGCCAAAGCAAGAAUUUCGCAUGCCUCCCUCACUAGAAGAAUUGAUAGGGGAGGAGAAUUCGGUCCGUUCAGAAAUCGAAAUCAAAAGAGAGGAUGACGAGGACGAUGACUUGUCUAGAAUGAACAUUUUUGAUUUUGCCUAA